CCUGUUUUCUGAGAAUGAUCAGGACUGACGACAAUUGCAGAACAGAACUCUAAGCAACCGCCUAUUAGAGUCUGAGCUCGUCACAGGGAGACAGAUCAGCUGUCCUCGCACCGCAUGUCAUUACCGCAUCACUCAAAACACUGCUGAUCGAAGCCAGGUGCAUUCUGGACAUCCAUGACAGUGCCAAGCCACUAGGAGGAGAAGCGGUAGGAUUCCUGCCAUGAAAUCUUUCUGAGAGGAGAAAAGCAGCGAAACCUAGAAAAUCUACACCCACCCACGGGCAGGAGAACAGGGGGAGAGAGAGAGAGAAAGAAAGAGAGAGAGAGGAAAGAGGGGAAAGAAAGAGCGAGGGAUAACAGUCGAUGGAUGCUGCUGCUUGGACGUUCUGGUCGGCUCAAUCUUCAGUGACUAGGCUUGGAGAGCUGCAGGGAUGGAUGGGAAGGCAAGACACAUUCCUCCAGCCAUGGUGUGGUGCGAGCGGGGGAUUCAGGUGCUUCUCACCACCGUUGGAGCAUUCGCAGCCUUCGCCUUGAUGACCGUGGCCAUCGGCACAGACUACUGGCUGUACGCUCGCGCCUUCAUCUGUAACAGCACUGCCAACUCCUCUCAGGAUGACCCGCACAACAAGGACAAGAAGGACCCGGGAGCCCUCACCCACUCCGGUCUCUGGAGGAUCUGCUGCCUGGAGGGACUAAAGCGAGGAGUUUGUUCCCAGAUUAAUCAUUUCCCAGAGGAUGCGGAUUAUGACCAGGACGCUGCUGAGUACCUUUUACGUGUGGUCAGAGCCUCUAGUAUAUUUCCAAUCCUCAGUGCCAUAUUAUUGCUGCUAGGUGGAGUGUGUGUGGCAUCCAGUCGCUUCUACAAAACCAAAAGACACAUCAUUUUGGGAGCAGGCAUUUUGUUUGUGGUGGCAGGCCUGAGCAACAUCAUAGGGGUCAUUGUGUACAUCUCGGCGGCGCUAAGCGACAUCUCUCCCAAAAAGGAUGAGGACAAGAAGUGGCACUACUCCUACGGCUGGUCCUUUUACUUCGGCGGCCUGUCGUUCAUCCUGGCGGAGGUGGUGGGCGUCUUGGCCGUCAACAUUUACAUCGAGCGCAACAAAGAACUGCGCUGCCGCUCGCGCACCGACCUCUUCCGCAGCACCACCUCUGCUGUGUUACGCCUGCCGGGAUACCGCUUCCGCCGGCGUUCAUCCCGGUCCAGCUCACGCUCCACAGCAGAGCCGUCCCGCUCCCGUGAACAAUCGCCCACGUCAGCCAUCGCUCCCAAAAACUUUGGCCCACCGCUCGCCGCCGGCCCUCCACCAUUUUCAGUAGCCACGCUUCCCAAUCCACACACACACUCCGGAGGAGGAGGCGGAGGAGGAGGAGGAGGAGGAAUGGGGGAUAUUUCGAUGUAUACACUAGGUAGGGAAGGUAAGCCACCAAUGUAUGGCACAGUCGACCGUGCAACGCUUUACCAGCUGCACAAUUACUUUCCCACAAAGGAAGGUGGUGGAGGAGGAGCGCUCAUGACAGGGACACUGCCAUCUAUUUCCAAGUCCAAUCUGGCUGCGUCGGCCAAUGCCACCCUCAAUACCUCGUCUUCCUCCGGGCCACAACAGCCUCCGCUGUCCGCCGGAUCCUCCGCCACCAUGGAGAGGGAUCGAGGACUGGGAACCUUGGAUCGACUGGGAAAAGGAGACAGUUCAAACACUAACACUCUCAAUAGGAGAACGACACCGGUGUAACGAAAGGCCAAAUGAUUGCGAAAAGAAGCGAGUAAAGCGGGAAGAACAGGAGAGAAAAAAAGGGCUGAGAAAUAAAAGAAGGCAACGGCGAAGAGGCGAACACGAAGGCAAUACAUCCUCUUUUUUUCUCUCCAUUUACGUUUUGUUGAACAUGGUGACUUGAGUAACAGAAUUCCAUCCGCACUUCUUAUUGAUUCAUGUUGAAAUACUUGAUGUGUGUGAUGGUGAUCUUUCGGUUCUUCGAGCUCUUUCAAUUCCAGUGCUUUAUCAUCAGGUUUAUACCUGUAACUUAUUUAGCAUUCCAGUAUAGUUGUUGUUUUUUUUAUUAUUUUACCAUGGUAAUUGUUACUGCUGAGUUAACUCCGACAUUCUACAUUUUUAUUUGUCCACAAUUUUACAUUUCCUUUCGAUAAAUGAACUCAAACUGUGAUAUUUUCUUGCACAUAUUGACACUAUAUUUCAUGAUGUCAUUUAAUGUGUCAAGCAUGUGUCAAUUCUGCGAGAGUGUGAUGAAUAUUAAACAUUUUCUUUUUUUUUAGUUUUUAUGAAAAUUGAUAAUAUUUAGAUCUGUGAAAUUUUUCAUCGUAACCGUAAGUGUACAAGUAGUUAAGUCUUCAUAUGAAUAUAUUUGAUUUAUUUAUCAUAUUAACAGUCUUAAUAUUGUUACGAUGGGAUAACAAUUAUAACGAACUGCUUUCGAGUCAAAAGAAAGGACAGAAUGCAGAAGUGAAAGGCAUUCGUUCCAUGGGAGCAAUACAUAUACCUAAAAAACCUCACCAGAAAAGACAAAAAAUAUAUAGUAUAUUAUGAAUAUAUAUAUAAAAAUCUAUAUCAAAUUGUGUGUGCGUGUGUGUGGAAAAACUUUUUUGGUAAAA
Messenger RNA from Danio aesculapii, 2604 nucleotides. RefSeq names its product calcium channel, voltage-dependent, gamma subunit 8a (gene cacng8a). Gene Ontology annotation, molecular function: voltage-gated calcium channel activity; channel regulator activity. Gene Ontology annotation, cellular component: postsynaptic density membrane; AMPA glutamate receptor complex. NCBI's taxonomy places the organism in Eukaryota, Metazoa, Chordata, Actinopteri, Cypriniformes, Danionidae. The coding region runs from base 431 to 1729 and encodes 432 amino acids. The transcript has 6 exons. Gene Ontology annotation, biological process: regulation of AMPA receptor activity; calcium ion transport; transmission of nerve impulse. The record is from RefSeq and is a predicted model, not a curated record.